AUGGCGGCUUCCAUGUACCAGCGGGAUCCCCGUGCGGGCCUCUUCCUUGGCGGUGCGCGUGUGAGCGGCACUGAGGUGCGCGACCAGAACGUGACCGCGUGCCAGACCGUGUCCAACAUUCUCAAGUCGUCGCUUGGUCCUGUCGGUCUCGACAAGAUGCUUGUUGACAACGUCGGUGACGUUACCAUCACCAACGACGGUGCCACCAUUCUCUCGCUUCUGGAGGUGGCUCACCCCGCCGCCCGUAUCCUCGUCUCGCUCGCGACUCAGCAGGACAAGGAGGUCGGUGACGGCACCACCUCGGUUGUCCUCCUCGCCUCUGAGCUCCUCAGGCGAGCAAACGAGCUUGUUCACAACAAGAUCCACCCCACCACCGUCAUUGCCGGCUACCGUCUCGCGUGCAAGGAGGCGUGCCGCUUCAUGGCUGACCAGCUCUCGACCAAGGUUGACAAGCUUGGCCGCGACGCGAUCAUCAACGUUGCCAAGACGUCGAUGAGCUCGAAGAUAAUCUCUGCCGACGACGACCUCUUUGCUCCCAUUGCUGUGGACGCCAUGCUUGCUGUUGCGACUGUCAACGGCCGUGGCGAGAAGAAGUACCCCGUCAAGGCCGUCAACGUCCUCAAGGCCCACGGCAAGAGCGCGCGCGAGUCGUUCAUGGUCAAGGGCUACGCCCUCAACUGCACCGUCGCCAGCCAGGCUAUGAAGACCCGCAUUCAGGGCGCCAAGAUUGCCUGUCUCGACAUCAACCUCGCCAAGCAGCGCAUGCACCUCGGUGUGCACAUUACCAUCGACGACCCGGAGCAGCUCGAGGCUAUCCGUGCGCGCGAGUCGGAGAUUACCCUUGAGCGUGUGCGCAAGAUUCUUGCGUCGGGUGCCAACGUCGUCCUUACAACCAAGGGUAUCGACGACCUGGUGCUGAAGGAGUUUGUUGAGGCCGGUGCCAUGGCUGUCCGUCGUUGCCGCAAGGAGGAUCUGAGGAGGAUUGCCAGGGCGACCGGUGCUACCCUUGUGUCGUCGCUCGCCAACCUCGAGGGCGAGGAGACCUUUGAGGCCUCGAGCCUGGGUUACGCCGAGGAGGUUGUGCAGGAGCGUAUCAGCGACGACGAGCUCAUCCUUGUCCGCGGAACCAAGGUCGUCAACUCGUCGUCGAUCAUCCUGCGCGGUGCCAACGACUACAUGCUCGACGAGAUGGAGCGUUCGCUCCACGACGCCCUCUCCAUCAUCAAGCGUACCCUCGAGUCGGGUUCCGUUGUCCCCGGUGGUGGUGCUGUCGAGACUGCCCUGUCCAUCUACCUCGAGAACUACGCCACCACCCUCGGCUCGCGUGAGCAGCUCGCCAUUGCCGAGUUUGCCGCUGCCCUCCUCACCAUCCCCAAGACCCUUGCCAUGAACGCCGCCAAGGACUCGACCGACCUCGUCGCCAAGCUCCGCGCAUACCACAAUGCCGCCCAGCAGGCCGCCCCCGGUGACCCCAAGCGCGCACUCAUGUUCUACGGCCUGGACCUCCUCCAGGGCGACGUCGUCGACAACCGCGCCGCCGGCGUGCUCGAGCCGACCAUGUCCAAGAUCAAGUCGCUCAAGUCGGCGCUCGAGGCCGCCACCUCGCUCCUCCGCAUCGACGACUCGAUCACCGUCACCCCGGAGCAGAGGGGCGAGGAGGACCCCCACGCGCACAUGUAA
This is a messenger RNA of Apiotrichum porosum, 1680 nucleotides long. It is a transcript of the gene CCT1, whose product is annotated as T-complex protein 1 subunit alpha. Gene Ontology annotation, molecular function: ATP binding; ATP hydrolysis activity; ATP-dependent protein folding chaperone. The record is from RefSeq and is a predicted model, not a curated record. Bases 1 to 1680 code for a protein of 559 amino acids. Gene Ontology annotation, cellular component: chaperonin-containing T-complex. The transcript is spliced from 4 exons. NCBI's taxonomy places the organism in Eukaryota, Fungi, Basidiomycota, Tremellomycetes, Trichosporonales, Trichosporonaceae. Gene Ontology annotation, biological process: protein folding.